AUGAGGAUUUUCCAGUGGUUGCUCUCGCGAUCUGCCAGCAUUGUUCACCGAGACCGAGAGGGCAUGGCUGCACUUCGCUGGGCUGCGCUGAAAGGUCACGUGCAGGACUCGAGGGCGUUGGUCGUUCUUUCAAGGUUGUUCACUCAGAUCUGCGUGCGACCCAGCGAGUCGUCGCCGUCUGUUCUGGAGACGCCGAUGCAGGCGGAGACGCUGAUUUAUGCGGCAGCUUCAGCCAUCAUUGUCGAGAACGUGAACGACCCGCACAAGCAAGAGUUCCUGAGGGGGCACGAUGCAGAGGUUUCAGCUCUCGACGUUUCCCUGAAUGGCAAGCUUCUGGCGAGUGGCCAGCUCGGUUCGCCAAGCAGGAAGGGAGCAGUUGCGCCCGUGGUAGUUUGGGAUUUUGACAACCGGAGUCGGUACAUCGACUUCCAUGGUCUAGCACACUCAGUCCUUUGCGUCAAGUUUUCGCCGGAUGGACGCUUCCUCGUUGCAGCCGGUGCCAACCAGAUGCUGUACGUCUGGGAUGUGUCAACCGGUGAGGUUGUCUACAAUCGUAGGACAGAAAGCCCAUGCUUCCUUGGUGUUUGGGGUCCCAUUCUGGAAACUGGGCGAUAUCCGUCCUAUCAGCUUUGCACCACCUAUGACAGCCAAGUUCUGUACCAUCUCAUGAGCUUCGACAUGCGGUCGAUGUCAUAUUCGCUUGGCAGUGAUGCCAUGCAAUUUCCUCCCUCUGGCCUGCAGCGGAAGCACAUCUGCGGCCUGGUGGUCGCAGAUUUCCUGAUAACAGGUACUUCUGCUGGAGAUAUGUGUGUGUUCAGCUUGAAGACGAAGGUUUUCCGCACGGCCCUCCCCAUUUGCAACAACGGUGUUACAGGGAUAGCGCAGUAUGGAGACUUCCUCUUCGUGGCUGGCGGCGACGGGAGGGUCAAAGCCGUUCGUGGCUUUGACACGCAUUGGGACGUCCUCGCAGAGAAUGUUCUAGAAGCUGGAGUGACGGCACUCACGCCUUCGGCCGAUGGUGCAGAACUAAUUGCUGGUACAAGGAAUGGCAAGAUGUGGAGACUUUUGUCCUCGGAUCUAACAGCCACCUUGCAAAGUGCCUCGCACACUGGCGAGGUGACAGAUAUCUCGUUUGGAGCGAAAAGCGAUGUGGUGUGCACCACAUCGGACGCCGGUGAGGUCUUUCUCCUGGACCUUUCGGACUACAUGCCCGUCACUUCGGCCCUGGCGAAGUCGCCAGUUCGAAGUGCCGUCAUUGCGAGCAAUGGAGAGAUCCUCGCUGGUUAUGACGACGGCUUCCUGCGUGCCUGGUCUGCCGAGAAGGGCGGCAGCAGACUGCUGUGGCAGGUGAACUGUCACAGGCAAGGGGUGACAGUGGUGCGGGAGUCCGCCAACUUCAUCGUGACCGGUGGUGGAGACAGUGCUGUGCGCUUCUGGCAGCGAAGUUCGAGGGAACUCCUCUCGUCUUUCCAAAACCACCGCAAGCCAGUAGCUGAUCUCGUUUUGGACGAGGUGAGCCCGCACGUGGUUCACUCUGGAAGCGAGGACAAGCUGGUUGUGACGUAUGACCUCAAACAGAACAAGGCACUCGUCCAGCACACGUCGCUUGGUGGAAACAUCACCAACCUUUCGCAGCGCAAAGACCGCGACAACGAGGUGGUAAGUUGUGCGCAAGAUGGGAAGCUCCUGUUCUGGGACGUGGACUAUCCUGAUCCAACAGGCUGCAUUGACAGCCCAACGGGGAUGCCGCUCAGACUGCGGUGUUGCGAAGUGUCCCCAAAUGGUCGCUACAUCGUGGCGGGUUGCGAUGAUUCUAGGAUGUACAUCUACGACCUGGUGUCGUGUCAAUGCAUACAAGAAUGCGACGGACAUUCAGGUGGGCUGUCGCAGGUUCGUUGGAGCCCAGACCAGAAGCAGAUCAUCAGUGCAGGGAAGGUGGGGCCUCCUAGGACGCAGAUUCACACCGUCUGCCGCUUGGUUUCCGAGAAAAACAAGUCCCGGCCGGCUUCGGCAAACUCUUCCGCGUUGAAAUCCGGAGGUCGAAACCUCUCCCACGUGACGACAGCUCCACCAAACCCAGUUUGCUGUGCUGCUUGCAGUCGUGUACUACUUGUAGGAGCCUAA
Molecule: messenger RNA, 2124 nt
Organism: Symbiodinium sp. CCMP2592
Lineage: Eukaryota; Dinophyceae; Suessiales; Symbiodiniaceae
Source: the annotation of a GenBank genome assembly